GUGGGUUAAUAUGAAAAUGCAAUUCUUGUUUUAUGCAUUACUCACCCUCAGAUUUGGAUUUUGCAGUGACGAAUUGAAGAGUGAGGUAAAGACCGUGACUGCUGGACAAAAUGUGACCCUAAGUUGUCCUCGCCAGACCUCCACUCUCUACCGAGAAACUUUUUAUUGGAUCCGACUUGUUUCUGGAAACUGGCCUGAAUUUCUCGGAGCAACAGUUAAUUUCAAGAUUGACGAUGUUUCCAAGAUUCCUCAUAUUCAGGCCAAAACAGAGGAAAGAGAAUUUCAUCUUCAUAUCAAUGAAGCUCAGCGAAAUGACACUGGACUUUACUACUGUGUUAAAGUCAGACAACUUGACUUCACAUUUAUGAAUGGAACAUUUCUGAAAAUUAAAGGUCAGGAAUUGGAUAUGGUCAAUUUUAUUCAGGACCCUCCAUCUGGCUCAUUUAAUGCAGAAAACUCAAACACUCUGCAGUGUUCAGUUCUCUCAGACUCUGAGAGGAAAACAUGUCCAGCAGAUAACAGGGUGUACUGGUUCAAAGCUGGAUCGGAUCAUUCUCAUCCCAGUUUCCUUUAUCUACCAGAAAACAGUGGAGAUGAGUGUGAAAGCAGUCCUGAAGCUCAAACUGCACAGAAAUGUUUCUACAAUUUUUCUGAGACCUCUGAGAGUGGGAUUUAUCACUGCGCUGUGGCUGCAUGUGGACAGAUAUUAUUUGGAAACGGAGCAAAACUUGGGGGUCUAGCUACCUUGGGUCUACCCGCUCCUCAGCCGCGCUUCGACUCGCUUCCUCCCCAUCUUCAGCUUCAUCCCAACGGACACCUUCCUCUGUGCUCCUUCAUCUCAAGGCUCCGCUCCAUCACCAGUAUUCGGACCGGGGUGAAGACUACAUCAGCUCAUAAGUCUUCUGCUGAGUUUGAGCGCCAACGAACUUUGUAA
This is a messenger RNA of Poeciliopsis prolifica (blackstripe livebearer), 934 nucleotides long. RefSeq lists its product as uncharacterized. Gene Ontology annotation, biological process: response to bacterium. The transcript has 4 exons. Bases 11 to 934 code for a protein of 307 amino acids. NCBI's taxonomy places the organism in Eukaryota, Metazoa, Chordata, Actinopteri, Cyprinodontiformes, Poeciliidae. The record is from RefSeq and is a predicted model, not a curated record.